CGUUUGGAAAGAUUGUGGUGAUACCGGUAGUAGUUCCGCAGCUGCUUUUUUUUCCGGUUCAUAGAUCCUCUGCUUUCAGAAAACACAACAUACUUCGUCACACUACUCAAAAUGGAUCGUUGAUUUGGACUUUCUGUUUCACAACACCUUCCUCUCAGUGAACAAGGAUUUAUUGUUGUUCCACGUGUGUCUCUAUCCAUUGCGUUUUUUUGAAAGGUGUAGAUUAGAGGGGGGAAAAAAUAGUUUUGAUUAACGCCGGAGGGUUUUGUGACUUGACUGCACCACCAAGCUCUUCCUGGUUUUUGACAUCAUUUUUUUAAUGAAAUAUACACUGACAUUGAAAAAUCACGCUGUAACUGGAUUAAAAAACGUGGAGUUUGGCGUUCACAGUUAUAAUGGAAUUCUACUAGCUUUUCUUACAACGUAUUCUUUUUGUUAAUUAAAAUAUACAAAAUGUCUUUUCAAACAAAGGUCGGAAGAAAUGUAGAUUUUCAAUGGAAAAAAAUGGUCUGACUGAGUGACACACAGAGAAAGUUCUGUAAAAUGGAACAUGAGAAAAACAGUUCUGUGCCGUCCACAGAUCUUUUUGAAAGCAUAUCCCCAGGGUCAAGUGGCUAUAUAGAGAACAUCCUUCCUGUACUGCACAAUUCUUACAUGAACCCAGAGUCUGCAAAAUGUUUCAGCUAUAACUAUGCUUAUCUAGUAAAAAAUGAUGUUCUUCUGGAAAAGUUUAAUUUCAUUUAUGUAGAAAAGAAGAAAAAAGGCUAUAAGCCUGAAGAGCUUGAAGAGUCUUUCGGCUUCCUUCUGUGUGAGCAGGAAAACCAGGCAAAACAGCUCUGUGAAACUGGUUUGAAAGUUGGAAAUAGUUCAUGCUCUACACUAGGAGAUCCUACAAAGGGUGUUUAUAUUUCUAAAUAUUCUGACUGCCUAGACCUCAAGCCGUGGCACAAUGGAAAAUCUGGCUGCAUUGUCAUUUUCAGACUUAUUAAGGGCAAAGUAAAAGCAGUGACAGAAAACUACACUUCUAAUUUUCCAAAACCAUCUGUUGGCUAUGAUUGCCAUGUCUCUGAAAAUAUUGGGACAAUCUCUUCAACAAGUAGUUCUUUUCAAGCCUAUGAAAGCACACAGUAUUAUUUGUACGAGUUACAGAACGGUGCCGCCAUUUCUUGCCCCAGACACAUUUGUCCAUUCGCCAUUGUAGGCUUUCUAUACAGUGAAUCAAAAUCCUGUAUGUCAGGGUUGAAAAAUGGAAAAAAUGCUACUCGAGACAAAACAGCUUCGCACUACUGUACUUGGAGAGGCCAGAUCAGGAUCAAAGACCACUCCCCAGUGUAUCAUGUAGCUCUCAAGUCUUAUACUGGUGCAGUAAUCCCAUCCAAGCUACCAGAGAAACUAAAAAUUGACAGUGUUAUGAAAGUUUGUGAUUUGAAGAAAGCAUUACCAGAGGCGGCCUUUAAAAGAGAAAGUUACUGUACAAGUGAAGUUUGCUUGGAUGGAAUGUACUGCAGUUUGUAUGAGGUGGUAAAUUCUGCUGAGGAGGAGGGCCAGCUUCAUUUGUUAAGGGAAGAACUAAAAGAAAAAGACUUGGCACUUGCUCAGCAAUUAAAUGAUCACGGACUACUUCUGUUUUUAGCUUCAUCGUCUUUUGAGUUGGAUGAAGAAAAUACCUAUGAGAAAGAUCAUGCACUACAGGCGUUGUUUGUAUUUCCGAACUCAAGAACAGUUACAAAGGAUAUGAAGGCUCCUUAUUUUGUACGAAAAUCUGAGGAUCUGGUUUCUCGUGAUGUAAUGCGGAUUUUGCCUGCCCUUAAUUAUGCAGAAAUGAAAGCUGAAAAAUUCCAAACUGAUCAGAAAACUCCUCCUUGUGAGUUGGUGGAGCAACACUUGCAUAACUAUGCAACUUUAACUCGGCUAGGGAUCACAGACUCAAGUCCCAUUAGAGAUCUGUUUUCAUUGGCUGAGCAAUAUGAUGUGUCCAGAGUGGAUAAACACCUCUACAGAACUGCAAAAUGCCCUAAAUCGGCAGUUGCAAACUUGAAGUCCUACUUCAGUGGAUCAGACACUUAUAUGCUACCAGUAUCAAAAGCUUUAGAGCUGCUGGCUGUAUAUCAGGAUGAAGCAUGUGAAGUUGCAGAUGAUGACUGCGAGAUUAUCUACUAUUCUCCUGUGUCUUCACCAGAGGCACAACAGCAUAUGUGCUGGAAUGAAGGUGACCUUGAUGAUCAAAUAAGAACUUUAGAAAGUGGAAAUACAUCCUCCCAUGAGCAUGAUAUUGACAAGGAAGGCAAGGGCUUAGAAAUGGCAAUUCAGGAGGCCCAGGGAGCAGAUAUUGAAAUAAUGGAGAUAACAGGGGCUCAAGGCACAGAUCAACAAGAUGUUUUGUCCAAUAAUUACAGAUCCAAAAUAAUAAAAACAAGAGACAAUAAAAUGCCUUCAGGCAGCAGCAGAGACAGUCGUGGAAAAAGAAAGAAGCCUUUAUUACCUGCUGGUCCUAAAACAGAAGGCCCUAGUAAAAAUUCUAACGGAAACGACAUUGAAAAGGGAAAUAAACCUUUGGCUUCAGUGGAUCAGCAAGGUGCAGAUAAAAAAGAACGCUCCAGUAAAAGAUUAGCAAAAACCAGUGGUGCAAAAGGAAAGAAGCCAUUGGAUUCUGAUGAUCAGAUUCACCCAAAAGAGACAACCACUGGAGAUGAGCUACAGCUGCCAAAAAGAAAAAUGAAAGGGGAGAGUUAUCAGUAUGGAUUAAAAAAUAUUAUAACAGAUUGUGGUAGAGUUUUUGUUCCACAUGGUUCAAAGGUGUUGCAUACAGAUCAUAUACCAACUGAACAAACCACUGGAGCUGAGGGUGUAUGUAAAACUCUGUGCAAAGAAGACAGUCUGGCUAGUGGAGCAGAUUCAGAACUGACACAGUCAGUGACAGAAAGUUUCCACAAUGCAGUAGACAGAAUAGCUCCAAGUGAACCUGAAAUCCAGAAAGAGAGUGAGCAACCCAAGGAUACACAGGUUAAAGAAAAUGAGUUAGUGGAUGCUCUAAAGAAACUACCUCUCUGUAAAACAAAUGCAGGUAGAUGUGCGGACAGUGUAAAGAAACAAAAAACACUGGCUCCUGCAGAUCAGAUGGUUGCUCUGAUUGAUCCUAAAGAGACACCCACUACAGAUAAGCCAAGUUCACGGAAAAGGAAAAAACAAAACGAUGGCAACAGAGAAAACUGUGAGUUAAAAAAUGUUGGUGUCAACUGUAGAAAAUCAGUCAGUCCACAAAGUGUGCAAGCAUUGAUUACUGACUCUAAAUCAAUAGAGCCUACCAUUGGGUCAGAGGAGAGGCCUAAAACCAAAACAUACCAAAGAAAAAGGCCAGCUGGAGAAGCCAAUUCCUCCAAAUCGACCAAAACAAUGGAAGAAACCAAGAUCAGCAGCAGAAGGGGAAAGAAGCCAUUGGCCCCUGCAGAUCAGAAGGUUUCUGUGAUUGAUCCAAUUGAGGAUAACAUUGUAGAUGGACUCAGUCCUCUGCCAAGUAUCCAGCAGCCUAAAAAACAAGUAACCAAACAAAGAAUUGUAAAAGCGUUCAAAGAAAGAGUCAAUUUUCAGACCAGGAUAGCUGAAUACAUGAAAGAAAAUGGAUGGUUGAAUUUUGAAACGUCAUCAGAUUCUUCAGAGAAUCAAAGUACACAAUCUAGUCCAUCAGAGCAACCCAUGCUUGAUUUUGAAAGAAAUACAAGGCUCAGUCAGCCCUCGGAUGCACUUAACUUACUGGCUGAUUUGGCUCUUGGCUCAAGUACCUCAGGAACUACUCCUGCAUUGCAAUCAAAGGAGACCUCAGAUGUUUCUAAAAACAUGAAUACAAGUGCCUGUCAGGAAAAUGUUUCAAUGACCGACAAGCAUGUACAAAGCCACACAGUGCUAGUUUGUGAAGCAAAUCUUAGCCCUACAAGUUUGGAUAAUUGUGAAACUUUGCGGCAAGCUUUGUUGAACAGUAAAUUUCCUCAAGGUCUUCCAGUUACUGAAGAGCUGAUUCUUGAUGUGAUAGUUAAAGAGCAUUCCUAUUCACAACCUUCAUCGGUGCUGAUGGAUUUAACAGAUCAGUCACCUUUGGCCUCCACAAACAGUGGAGAAUCGGGAAAUGUGAAUGAAGUUGCCUUAGUUGGAAGAGUUGCACCUUUCAUACAUCAGCAGCAACCCUUUUAUGACUGUCAGAAAUCCAAAAAAUUUUCAUCCUUUUCUCAAAAUAUGCAGGAAUCAAGUUGUGUAAAAGCAGGCCUGUCUCGGGUUGUUUUUGAAGUGAAUGGAAUUAUUAAGGUGACAAGAGAGUGGAAAGAUAAUUAUGAGUUUGCAUUGGAUAGCAAAUACAGCAAUGAUCCUCUGGAUAAAUGUGUGACUCGGGCCCUCCAUGGACCAUGGAACUUUAAUAUCGAGGAAACAUUUGAGCAAGUGCACCUUAUCCUUCAUAUGUGGAUUGGUCUUUUCUACAGCAAGUCUACUUUGAGGUUCUUUCAGACAGAUACAGUUCAGAGCAGUGAUGAAUCGAAAUGUGUAUUCCAGAUCUCUCCUUCUAAAAGUGUAACUCAGAGAGCACCCCCAGCUGGCAGUUGUGGCUCUCAGAUUAAACCCCAAAGUCUUCAGGUGCCAUCUGUUAUUCAGAAAGCUGUAAAAGAACCAGAUAUGGAGGCACUGGAUCGAGGGGAACAAAGUAAUGAAGCAUUAGAUCUCACUAUGACCAAUUACGAAGCACUGGAUCUCACUGAGACCAAUUACGAAGCACUGGAUCUUACUGUUCCAAAAAACACAAAGAACGUGGUACCUGACUCUACCAGUGAACUGGUGCCUUCUGAAACUCCAGAGGAAAGUUGGGUCAGUAAUUACUCAGACAGCCGAAAUGAAAAUGUAAAUUAUACACAAUUGCAAGAUACAACCACCGCCAAAGCCUGGAGUACUGCUGGCGAAUAUUCAGAUAAGGAUUGCAGAGCCAGUGUGGGGCUACAUAAAGAGGAGAACGAGGAGGAGGAUAAAGAUGAUAACACAGGUGUAUCAUAUAUGUACCCGACCAGAUUCUUGGAUACUGAUAAGGAGUACAUUGAGUUAUGUAACAAAGCAACAAAUUUGUGUAUUGCUAAGGGGAAACCCUACAAUGGAAUACAGAGGACGUUAAUCGAUGACUGGACGAAGAGAAUUGCCUUAGUGGCUGUUCCAGUUGUUAAUGAAAGAACUACAAAGAUAACCUGUAUGCAAGCUGAGAAACUAGUUCACAUAUAUACAACCGAUCCAGAGGGCAAAGAAAAAAAUAUGUGCAAAAAAGAUGAGAAGUCUUCUAAUUUAACUGUAGCAUUUAGGACUGAAAAAGAUAACGCCAUCUCCGAACCCACAGAAACUGUUGGAAAUUCUGGUGGGACAGUGGCUAUUAUGCACAGCGGCAAUGGGGAAGCUGUCAUUAUGCAAAGUCCAUAUGAGAAUCAAAGGGAAGCAAUAUUGUCAGACACUGAAGUCAAGGACAGCCUUUCUUCAGAUGAGUGUGUGGUGGAACAAAACAUGUGCCAAGAAAAUGUGAGUUCUUGGAUUUUAACUGCAGCUCCAAGAAGUGAAGAAGAUGACAACAUCUUCUCAAAACUCGCAGAAAAUAUAGAAAAAUCAGGCGGGGCAGUGACUGUUGUGCACAGCGAAAAUGGAGAAGAUAUCAAUAUGCAAAGCCCAAUGAUAAAAGAAUUGCUGUAUAGGAAUGAGAAUCAAAGGGAAGCAAUAUUGUCAGUCCCUGAAGUACACAAAGGCAUUGCAUCAGAUGAGUCUGUGGUGGCACAACAAAUCUGCAGAGAAAAUGAGAGGUCUUGGAUUAUAACGGCAGCACCAAGGAGAAAAAAAGAAAACAACGUCUCAGAACCCACAGAAACUAUUACAAAUUAUGGUGGGACAGUGGCUGUUAUGCACAGUGAAAAUGGAGAAGAUAUCAAUAUCCAAAGCCCAACAUUAGAACAAUUACUGGAUAGAAAGGAGAAUCAAAAGGAUGAAUGUUUGUCAGUCCCUGAAGGCAAGGAAAACCUUUCACCAGAUGAGUCUGUGGUAGAACAAAAAAUGCACAGGGAAAAUGAGAGUUUUUUUAUUUUAACUGAAGCACCAAGGAGUGAAAAAGAUGUCAUCUCAGAACUCACGGAAACUAUUACAGAUUCUGGUGGGACAUUGGCUGUUCUACACAGUGAAAAUGGAGAAGCUGUCCGUAUGCAAAGUCCAGUGAUAGAACAAUUAUUGGAGAGGAAUGAGAAUCAAAGGGAAGCAAUAUUGUCAGGCACUGAAGUCAAGGACAGCCUUUGUUCAGAUGAGUCUGUGGUGGAACAAAACAUGUGCCAAGAAAAUGAUAGCUGUUGGAGUUUAACUGCAGCUCCAAGAAGUGAAGAAGAUGACAACAUCUUCUCAAAACUCACAGAAAAUAUAGAAAAAUCAGGGGGGGCAGUGACUGUUGUGCACAGCGAAAAUGGAGAAGAUAUCAAUAUGCAAAGCCCAACGAUAAAAGAAUUACUGGAUAGGAAUGAGAAUCAAAGGGAAGAAAUAUUGUCAGACCCGGAAGUACACGAAGAUAUUUCAUCAGAUGAGUCUGUGGUGGAUAGUAAAGAGAAACGUUCACAACUAUCAAAUAAACCAGCUCAUGAUUAUGGAGGCUAUUGUUGGUACUCUGAAUUUAAAAAAGAUUGUGUACCUGUCGGCCACUUCAGAAAGGAAGAUUUUUGUGAUGACUCUGAAGAAGCAAGCGGUGUUGUCUGCAAUGAAGUUUUAGACCAGAAUCCAGCAUUCACAAAGACUCAAACUGAAUUUGUUGGAAAUGUAGAACAAGAAAAAGAAGGCGGUAUAAAAGUACAUAUCUCAAACAGAGGGAAGCAACACACUAGUAGAACAUAUUUGCAAAAUAUGAUGGAUGUGGAUAGUCUGCCCACUUCUUCUGUUGUUCAUAUCACCGAUUGUUGGGGCAACCAAAAAACAUAUGCAAACUUCUCAAUAGUUAAACCUAGAGAUAAUGUAUGUGCUAGAACUGUUCAAAACGCACAGAAGGAGAAUUGGCAACUUAAAGGAUUUAACUUCUUAAAAGCAUGGGAAGAAAUGCAUUACACUAAACCCGAUCUUACUCAGAAUACUUUAGACCAAGAAUACUUGUGUUUUUCUGAUAAACUGAAUCAAAUCACCAAAUGGAAUAAGCACACUGAUCUUUCAAAAGCAUCACAUGUAAAUGGUAGAGCAAUUAGUCCAUUAACCAUAACUUUUUCAGAUUUAGAUGUUGUACCGGAUGACUUACUUCAGACGACUGAUUUACCCUUAAGAAAUCACCAAAUAACAGUGGAUAUGCCUCAAAGAACCGCAAUACAAGAAGCUAAUAAAAUGAAUGAAUUUGGUAACAACGUGACACUUCCGCAUCUUAAGAAACUAACCUAUGUCCAGGAUAUGAGAGGACAACAGUGUGAGAUCUCAGACAUCACAACCAAAUGUUUUCACUCACAUAUGUUAUCAAUGAAUCGUGUUUGCAAUGGAAAGGGGAAAGAACUGGAUUUGGGUACUACCAGUACAGACAGUCAGAAGAGAAAUAAGGACUUUCUGCAGUCUAGCACAAGGAAGCCUCUGCCAUUUCAGAGUGUCAUAGAUCAUUUAUGUACCAGCCUCCACCAAAAUCUGAAUGCUGUAGUAAAGGAGUCAUUUAAAACCAAGUUCAAGUUUUACAUCAUUGAAACAAAGAUUGAUGAAUUCUUUGAGAACGUAAAGAAAAUUCUUAAGAAAGGCGGCCAUGCAGAAGUGCAGCUAUCGUACUUUGAUCAGCCGGAUGAGUGUCCGUCGGGCCCCCUGAUCAUUAUCAUUAGGAAUGAAGAUAUCUCUACACAUGUGCACAGAAUUCCGCACUUGGUGGAUCUGAAGAAGGUGCCAAGUGUUUUGUUUGCUGGUAUUGACAGCAUUGAUGAUAUCCUCAGUUUCAACUACCAAGAACUUUUCAACAGAGGAGGAUUUGUUGUCUGUGAUGGUGCUGUACUGGAAAGACUAGAACUAGAGCAUUUGAAAGAAAUAGCCAAUGUACUGGAAGAGCUAAGUCAGCAGGGAAAGUGGAAGUGGUGGCUGCACUACAAGGAUAGCAAAAUGCUCAAGGAAAAUGGAAGAACAGUUUCUCCAGGCCAUGCCAAGAAGUUCUUCAUGGAUUGCUGCCAGGAAGCAGGCAUUGUGGAAGUUCUUCCAUACCAUGAAUGUGACCUCAUUUCCCAAGGGAAGCCGGAAUAUUUGAACUGCAUGCUGCGUCUACAAGUUCAGCACAUCAGUGCCAGGUUUGCUGUCUUCAUAACAGAUGAGGCAGAUGAAACGUAUGGAAACAAUGGUUUGUUAGCCAUGGACAUAAACACGUUUUUAACACAUUUCAAAACAUUUAAAUACUAAAUGGAGAAAACAUUCAAGACCAUUUUGAACAUGAGGUACAUUCCAGGAAUCUUUAAGCAAAUUGUAAUUUCCAAUCAAUCUUCCCCUGUGCAAAAACAGGUUAUGAUUUAAAGAGAAGUGUGCUAGAUUUCCUGGCUUUAGCAGGGUGACCUUAUUUUAAUAUUGCCGUAACUAUCUGUGGAAGCUUUCACUGCAGUUUUGGAAGUUAAGAAGAAUGUUACUAGAUGCAAAGCAUGUUAGUAAGGGAAGCUUAGGGUUGGUUUAUGACCGGAAAAAAAGUGUUGAGGUGGAUUAGGCAAUUUCACUCUGCAGGAGAAUUGCAAGACAACUUAAAAGUGAACACAUGCAAACAGAGGUAUCUUUUAACCUAGUGUUGUACCAGGUGCACUGUUUUAGAAAACUAAUACAUGCAUUGUCAUGAUAGUAGUAUGGAACACGUUAAAUGCAAAAAAAACUAUUUAAGGGUCUUUCAACUGUACUCUUCCUUUAUUGUCACUAGUGCAAUAAGGUGGGGUCAGGUGAUUCAGUAGGGAGAGGUGCCCCAUCUUAUUGCAUGAAUUCCCUGCAUCAAUGACAUGACCAAUACAGCAGGUGAUCUACUUGCAGUGAGUAGUUUUAUUGUACAGUACUAGGCUAAAAUAACACUAAAUAUGUAUUACAUAUUAUUUUUCAUAAGGAAGAAAAAGAAAAACUCUUUUUUAAAUACCUAUAAGCUCAGACAAGUUUAACUAUCUUGUAAAAUAUUUUGUAGAUUUUUAUUCUUAAUGUAUCAUUAAUGUCUGUGGUACUAUUUGUUUGUUUAGGGUGCUAUGUACAAUGUAUUGUUUAUGUUUUUAUAAUGCUACAUGUAGAUAUUAUAUUUAAUGAUGUUUACACCUACAUGUUGAAGUGUAGUUUGUUAUAGUUCAAAAAAACUGGUAUAAAAGAUGUAUUGUACAUUUAAAAAAUAAAUAAAUAAAAGGCACAGCCAUUUAAUUUUUUAACUUUUUAAAAAUGGCAGCUCACAUUCUUUUAGUACCGAGUUUGGCUGGCUGUUUUUUAGAAUCCUCCAAAAUACAGGUAAUAAGCAAAGCAAAUUAUUUAUCUUGGCUUCACAAAAGUGCCUUUGCAUACAUAUUCAAUAAAACAAAAUGUCAUUUUCCACUUUUUACCUAACCAAGAUUUCUUCUCCAUAGAGAUUUGGAUUGUUAAAUGUCCCUUGCCACAGGUCUAUUCUAUUUGCUAUGACAAGAACUUCCAAAGACAGGGAUACAGUUUACUUUUGACAAAGAACAUCUUUAUGGUUCCAAUUAACACUUGACUUGUAACAAUUACCAUAUAUAUACUGAGCAUCAAAAGAAAUAUAUCACUUACAUUUGAGCAUCAAAAGAAACGUAUCGCUUAUAUUUGGAUAAAAUUCACUAGAUGUGAUCGAAAAAUGACAAACUCUGUUUUAGAGCAGGUGCAGUGACUUUUUAUUGUGCUGAUUAACAACUGACAUCACGAAGAUGCUGCAAAAUGAUCUGUCGAUCUUGGGCAGGUGUUGUGACUCUUGGUCUCCCAGUUCGUGGCCUGUCAUUGACAGAGUGUGUCUGGUUAUACCAUCUCGCCAGGUUUGAAAUUGCUGGCUGUGAGCACCACAAGACAGCGAGCCACAGUACGCUGCCCUAGUCCAGCCUCCAACAUGCUGAUUGCACGAAGGUGCUGCUCUCUUGACAGACGUGGCAUAUUGUUUUUUUUCUGCAGUUUUCUUUAAUGCUUUUAUUCAAGCUUGCAAUUCAACAGCUGAAAUCGCUCCAUAUCCAGUGUCCAAUCAACUGUCUCACUAAUUAGGUGAUUAAGUGCAUAUGCUUCAGUCAUAGUCACUCCAGCGUGCCAUGGUCAAGGAUGAAUGAUCGCGUGAUUAAAAAGAAACCAAAAACAUUUCAUCAAUGUCCAUCAUUUUAUAUACCAUAUUUUUUUUCUAAAAUAAAUGUUAUAAUAGUGAUAGGUUUCUUUUGAUGCUCGGUAUGUGUGUUUGUGUAUGUAUGUAUGUAUGUAUGUGUGUGUGUGUGUGUAUAUUAUUUAUAUAUAUAUAUAUAUAUAUAAUGUAUGUAUGUUGCACAAGUCUUAUUAACCAAAUAGUUACAGCAAUAGCUUUAGAAUACCAUUGUCUUACAGUUUGUAUGUACUUUAAAUAUUUUUUUAUAUUCCUCUGUAAUUCAGUGAUCCAAUGUUACACACCGUGCUGCUGUUAAUAAAAAUAUCUGACUGCAAUCACUAUCUAA
This is a messenger RNA of Acipenser ruthenus (sterlet), 10634 nucleotides long. RefSeq lists its product as uncharacterized. Gene Ontology annotation, biological process: negative regulation of gene expression, epigenetic. Gene Ontology annotation, cellular component: nucleoplasm. The coding region runs from base 544 to 8388 and encodes 2614 amino acids. The record is from RefSeq and is a predicted model, not a curated record. The transcript is spliced from 22 exons. Lineage: Eukaryota; Metazoa; Chordata; Actinopteri; Acipenseriformes; Acipenseridae.